AUGGACAGUCUAUAUGCAAGAAGUGAAGAAACUUUCGCUAAGACAUUAAUAUCGAAUGUUCAGCUGGAUCGUUUAGUUUUAGCGUUAUCUGAAGUAACAAAAUUGGUAUCAUCAUCAAAAAUACCACCUUCCCUGCAACGCUGUAUUCUUAUCAGAGCUCUUCGGAUUUUAAAAUCUAUAGAGAAUCAGAAGAAUCUUCUAGAUGUCGGCUUUGCCAGAUGCAUUCCUCAUCCAUUCUGCAAGGAAAGAGGUAUUAUGACCUUAGGAGAACUAUGGGAAAUUCCGCUGGAACAUGAGUGGCUGUGCAACGAGUGUGGACGACCUCUUUACGAUAUUUUUGAAACAGUU
Molecule: messenger RNA, 348 nt
Organism: Brenthis ino (lesser marbled fritillary)
Lineage: Eukaryota; Metazoa; Arthropoda; Insecta; Lepidoptera; Nymphalidae
Source: the annotation of a GenBank genome assembly